Molecule: messenger RNA, 1998 nt
Organism: Melanaphis sacchari
Lineage: Eukaryota; Metazoa; Arthropoda; Insecta; Hemiptera; Aphididae
Product: zinc finger MYM-type protein 1-like
Exons: 5
Coding region: 1-1998 (665 amino acids)
Source: RefSeq, a predicted model, not a curated record
AUGUCUUUUCAAAAUGAUGAAGAAUAUUGUCCAUGUGGUAGAUUGAAAGCUAAAUUCAAUAACUCGUUUUUUUCUAAUAAAUCUUCUUUGCUGGGUUCUGGAUCUUCUUCUAGUAUUAGUAUUUCAAAUAAUGUUGAGAAAAUCGAUAUAGCUUUGGUUCAUAAUGCUAAUGCUUCCAACAAUGAAUCAGUAUUAUCAGACGAUGAAGUUGAAUUAGACAAUCAAUAUAAUAUUGAACAAACAUAUAAAGAGCACAUUUCUAUGGAGAUAAUUGCUAGUAAUAGUAUUUCAGAUGUUGAGCAAAUCGCUAUGGUUGGGGUUGAUAAUACUAAUAUUUCAAAUAAUGUAUCAGUACUACCAGAUGAUUUAGUCAAAUUAAACAACCAAUGUAAUAUUGAGCAAACAUGUAAAGAGCACAUUUCUAUGGUGAUGGGUGCUAGUAGUAAUAGUAUUUCAGAUAAUGCUGUUGAGCAAAUUGCUAUGGCUGUGGUUGAUAAUGCUAAAGCUUCAGAUAAUGUAUCAAUAUUACCAGGUGAUACGGUUGAAUUUGAACAUACAAUUAUUGAUCCAAAAGAUCCAUCAAUUGAUCCACCAAAAAAUAGAUUUGAAUUUAAAAAUAGAAUUAUUUGUGGUCCAUAUCAACCCAUUAUUACCUUCCCAAGAACAUUAAGCGGUAAUCAAUAUCGUGGGUUUCUUUCGCGUUAUUAUAAUAAUUAUAAGUGGAUAGAAUAUUCUCCAAUUAAAGAUGCUGCAUUCUGUUUUCCAUGUAGAAUGUUCAAAGGUAAUUCUUUGAACAAUAGCCAACUAGAUCAUGCAUUUUCCAUUAGAGGUUUUAGACAUUGGAAGAAUGCAACAACAGCAUUCAACAACCACCAGAAUUCAAAAGCUCAUAAUUAUAGUACUAUAUCAAUGUCCAAAUUUCUUGAUGGGAACCCAAUAGAUGUUAUUAUUGAUGAAAACAAAAAAUUAGAACUUAGUCAACGGGAGUGCGAACGCCUAAAAAAUAGGGAUUUCUUUAAAAGACUAAUUGAUAUAACUAUACUAUUAGCAAAAUCAGGUAAACCUUUUCGGGGACAUGACGAAAGUAUUAAUAGCUUUAAUCAAGGAAUGUUCAAAGAGAUAUCCAAACUAUUAAUUAAGUAUGAUCCAAUAUUUAAAAAUCAUAUGGAUUCUAGUCCUCGGAACGCUCUGUACUCCAGCAAUCGAAUUCAAAAUGAUAUUAUUAUGGCUCUUUAUAACUACUUUAAGAGAAAAUUGGCAUUACUUUUGCAAAAUAAAAAAAUAUCAAUAAUAGCUGAUGAAACCAGUGAUGUAGGGCAUCAUCAACAGAUGUCUAUAGUUAUUAGGUAUUUUGAUUCAAUUUUAAACAAACCAGUUGAACAUUUUGUGUGUUUGCAAAGACUUACAACCGUUGAUGCCCAGUCUAUAUUCAACAGCUUAAAUUAUGUAUUAGUUAAUAAACUAUCCUUAAAUUGGUCAUCUGUUGUUGGUGUAUGCUUCGAUGGUGCAGCUACUAUGUCUGGGUUUAAUAAUAGAGUUCAAGCAAAAUGUAAAGCAAAAAAUAAUUCUAUAAUGUACAUUCACUGCUAUGCCCACUGUUUAAAUUUAGUUUUAGUUGAUUCCGUAGGUAGAAAGAACCGUGUAGUAUUUGAUUUUUUUGGAACUGUACAGCUUAUUUUUGCUUUCAUUGAAAGUAGUUGUGUUAGGCAUGCUAUACUUGAAAAAAUUGCUAAACAAAUAAAUGUAAAACUUGUAACGCUAAAAUCAAUAUCUAACACAAGAUGGGCUUGUCGAUCUGAAGCUAUAUCCGCUAUUAAAUUUAAUUAUUCAGCUUUGGUUAAGGCGCUUCAAGAAAUUUGUGAUUCAAUCAGACUCUCUGAUGUAAGCGCUAAAGCUCGUGGAUUAAUUUUUCAAAUGAAAUCUUUUAAUUUUAUAUUCGCCCUGAAUAUGCUGGAGCCUAUUUUUUCAGUUAUAUUAAAAGUUAGUACAAAUUUAUAA